UCGAGCCAGAGCCACAUCUUCUGUGGACUGUCGAUGAAUUCUAUAAAUGGUCGCUCUAUAGAGCUGCCAUCGCUGAGUUUAUUGCCACUCUCCUCUUCGUGUACAUCGGCGUUUCUGCUGCCAUUGGAAAUGGCCGUACCAGCCCCGAUGGAGUCGGAGCUCUCGGCGUUGCAUGGUCUUUCGGAGCCACCAUAUUUGUGCUUGUCUAUUGCACAGCUGGUGUUUCAGGAGGACACAUUAAUCCCACAGUUACUUUGGGACUACUUCUUGGUAGGAAGCUUUCCGUUCCUCGGGCUUUCAUCUACGUAAUUGCCCAGAUGGCGGGGGCUAUAUGUGGAGCAGGACUCGUGAAGGGAUUGCAGAAAACUCCAUUCCAGGUGCUGGGCGGCGCGACGAAUACGGCUAGUGCAGAAUUCAGCAUCGGCACUCGUCUUGCAGCAGAAAUCAUCGGAACUUUCUUCCUGGUUUACGUGGUCUACUCUGCUACUGAUGCUAAGCGUAAAUCCAGGGACUCGCAUGUGCCGGUGCUCGCCCCAUUGCCCAUCGGGCUUACAGUUUUCGUUGUCCACCUGGCGACCAUUCCCAUCACUGGCUGUGGAAUCAACCCUGCACGAAGCUCCGGCCCUGCUGCUCUCUGGAACCGCCAGCAAGCUUGGGAUGACCAGUGGAUCUUCUGGGUCGGUCCCUUCAUCGGAGCUACCUUGGCUGCCGCCUAUCACCAGUUCGUCAUCCGUGCUUUGCCGCUAGGAUCACACUUCCUGUUCCCGAACAUGUCCAUGUCCGGCUCCAUGAGCAUUUCAGGGAGAAAACUUGAAACCAAGCUCUCAGGGUGAGGACGACACUAAAUCUGCUGACAACAAAAUGUGAAGCUCAGACUCAGGCACGAGUGCGUAGACUGAUCUGAAGCUGCACGUACCACUCUACUGUAAAUAACAUCCAAGAGGUUCUCAUACAUAGUCGGGGAGAAACCACGCGCUGUAGAUUCAGCAUCAACAAGGGUAAAACCUGAGACCAUCUUUAUGCAGAGGACAAGGAUUACCAUCCGCAAUUGGUAAUCCUAGUAGUAAUCCAUAGCAAAAAAGGCUCCAAUUGGAAGCAUCUGUCUCGCCCAGAUAUUGUGUUCUCUCUCGGCUUAUUGCCCCCGAAAAGGUAUUGACUGCUUUUGCUUGGGGUCGCAAGAGGGCUUCUAUACGACAUUCGGAAGGGAAACUUGAUGCAGAAGGCAAGAUCGUCACCUGACUCACGCGGACAAACUUACUGCCGUACAUCUCUUUCAUCAGAAGUAGAAUAAGUGAAAUUCAGAAUACGCGGCAUGAACUUGCCUUGAGAAGCAGUUGGAGCAUCUCAUUGCCACACGUUAUGCAGUGGGUAAGAUCCAGUACAGUAUAACAACUUUCUGAUGCUUACAUGGC
Marchantia polymorpha subsp. ruderalis is the source of this 1412-nucleotide messenger RNA. NCBI's taxonomy places the organism in Eukaryota, Viridiplantae, Streptophyta, Marchantiopsida, Marchantiales, Marchantiaceae. The record is from the annotation of a GenBank genome assembly.